UAUAUACUUGGGUUUAAGUACUUAACCUGUUCAUAAUUCGAUACGUUCUAAAUAUCAAUAUAAAGUCUAGUAUUUACUAAAAUUCGUGAUAUUUUACUGAUGAAUGUUAAAAUGUUUACAUCUAAACAAAUAUUAAAAUUAUUGGUUGCCUCAGCGGAAAAAAGAAGCUCUGUUCUUCCACCACAAAUAUCACUACAUAAACAUUUCAGUGAACGGAAAAGAUGUUCUACAAUUUAUGCACUUUCUUCUGGAUAUGGGAAAUGUGGCGUAGCAGUAAUUCGGAUAUCUGGUCCAGAUGCAUCAAUUGCUUUACAAAAAAUGACUAGAACGUCAAAUUUAGAACCUAGGAAAGCUGUUCUGAGAAAGAUCUAUGAUCCAGAAACAAAAGAAUUUUUAGAUAAAGGCCUAUGUCUUUGGUUUUCAGAACCUAAUUCAUUUACUGGAGAGGAUUCUGUAGAAUUUCAUGUUCAUGGUGGUCCUGCAGUAAUAAUAUCAGUUCUUGAAGCACUUUCAAAAUUGAAUUUUCAACUUGCAUCUCCUGGAGAAUUUACAAAAAGAGCUUUUCUAAAUGGAAAAAUAGACUUAACUGAAGCAGAGGGCAUAGGAGAUUUAAUUGAUGCAGUAACUGAAAAACAACGUAAACAGGCUUCUAGUCAAACCAGUGGUUCUCUUCGCCAUCUCUAUAACUCCUGGAGGGUAAUUCUUUUAAAUUCGCUUGCUAACUUGGAAGGUUAUAUUGAUUUCUCUGAAGAACAUAGCCUGGAACAUGGUAUUUUAGAAAAUACAAAAACAAUAUUGCAAAAUUUGUAUACAGAAAUUCAGCAACACUUGUCUGACGGAAGAAAAGGAGAAAUUCUGAGAACUGGAGUACGCGUUGCAAUUCUUGGAAAACCAAAUGUAGGAAAAAGUAGUCUUUUGAAUCUCCUUUCUAGAAAAAAUGCAGCCAUUGUAACUUCACUUCCAGGCACAACAAGAGAUGUUAUAGAAUUAACAACAGAUAUAUGUGGUUAUUCGAUGAUUCUUAUAGAUACUGCAGGAAUUAGAAAUGACCCAGAGAAUGAAAUAGAGGAGGAAGGUAUCAGAAGAGCAAAAGAAUGCACAGAAAUAGCAGAUCUUGUUAUAUGCUUAAUAAGUGCAGAAAUUGACUUUAAAUGUUCUUACAAAGAGUUCAUAGAACGUUACAAGAACCUUUUAGAAAUAAAAACUGACAAUGUUUUAAUAGUAGUUAAUAAAAUAGAUUUACUAGAAGAAAAAAACAAACAAAGAUGGAAAAACCACAAUGUUAUACCAAUUUCUUGUAAAACACAAGAAGGUUUACAACAACUUACAAAUACAUUAGGAGAACAUUUAAAAGAAAUAUGCGGCGAUCCAACUGAAGAAAAUCCUGUGAUUAGUCAUGCAAGAUAUAGAAACCACUUAACAAAUGUUAUAAAACACAUUGAAGCCUAUUUAAAAAGGACAGAAAUGCAAAAUUAUGACAUGGCCAUAUCUAUAGAAGAUAUUAGAUCUGCAGCAAGAGAAUUAGGAAAAAUAACAGGCUGCAUUAACAGUGAGGAAGUUCUUGAUAUUAUCUUUAUUAAUUUUUGCGUUGGAAAAUAA
This is a messenger RNA of Megalopta genalis, 1599 nucleotides long. RefSeq names its product 5-taurinomethyluridine-[tRNA] synthase subunit GTPB3, mitochondrial. Gene Ontology annotation, molecular function: protein binding; GTPase activity; GTP binding. Gene Ontology annotation, biological process: tRNA methylation; tRNA wobble uridine modification. NCBI's taxonomy places the organism in Eukaryota, Metazoa, Arthropoda, Insecta, Hymenoptera, Halictidae. Gene Ontology annotation, cellular component: mitochondrion; cytoplasm. The record is from RefSeq and is a predicted model, not a curated record.